UGAAGACUUUGUUUCAUGCUUCAGUGCUUCUCCCGUACUCCCUCUUCCCCCACUAUCUCUCUUCAAAACUCUCUCACACGCUUCCUAAAGAAAUCCAUGACUUCUUUGCAUUGUGCUUGAAAGCUUUUUCCCGUACUCCCUCUUCCCCACCAUCCACGUCGCCGGUCUGGCGAGUCCAGGCAUCAUGAGUCAUCUGAGCGGGAAACGAAGCCCAAGGUCUUCAAAUGUUUGUGAACAGGAUAAAUUAUUACCAAUCACGAUCAAAUGAAUCCACAUACCUAGCAUGGAACGAAAACCCGAUUUUAUUUUUUAUAAUACCUUUUUUGAUCCUCACCCAAAACGCACCUGAACGUUUUUGUGAACAAAGGGAUACUUUACAAGGAAUGAAGAUGAGGAGGAUUUACCAAUUCUGGGGAUUUCCUUUAUUACCCCUGGAAUCAAGAAUCCAAUGA
Messenger RNA from Lactuca virosa, 452 nucleotides. NCBI's taxonomy places the organism in Eukaryota, Viridiplantae, Streptophyta, Magnoliopsida, Asterales, Asteraceae. The record is from the annotation of a GenBank genome assembly.